Molecule: messenger RNA, 340 nt
Organism: Entrophospora candida
Lineage: Eukaryota; Fungi; Glomeromycota; Glomeromycetes; Entrophosporales; Entrophosporaceae
Source: the annotation of a GenBank genome assembly
AUGUCACACAGUGAGCAAAGUGAAGGGAUGUAUGUUACUGAUGUUGUGGUUCCUUUACUUCAAGCUAGUCUGGAAAAUCAUUCACAUGGUAGUACUUGUUUGAGCAUAUCAGAAUGCCAGAGUAUAGUGAACAAGACUAGAAGAAAUUUUGGGGCAAGUGAAACAUGGAUUGGAAAGGAGCCUGACAUCAUGGGUAGCAUGAAGUUAUGGAGGGAGGUAUUAGAUGGGGCAAGUUUUGUCAGUGAGUUAUGUAGACUAACCAACAACCAGUUUGGAAUUGUAGGUAUUCAAGUUGCUAGCAAGGAAAUAUACUUAAAUGUUCUUAUAAAUGAUGCAAGUG